Impatiens glandulifera is the source of this 1677-nucleotide messenger RNA. RefSeq names its product internal alternative NAD(P)H-ubiquinone oxidoreductase A1, mitochondrial-like. NCBI's taxonomy places the organism in Eukaryota, Viridiplantae, Streptophyta, Magnoliopsida, Ericales, Balsaminaceae. The record is from RefSeq and is a predicted model, not a curated record. The transcript has 8 exons. Bases 22 to 1650 code for a protein of 542 amino acids. Gene Ontology annotation, molecular function: NADH dehydrogenase activity.
CCCGGUUUGAUAUUGAGAAAGAUGGCUUUAGCAAGGUUUGCAAAAAAUGGACUGAGACGGGGAGGAGCUGGCAUUAGAAGUCAUUCAAAAGAGAUGAAUAUCUUAUGUGAAAAAUCCUCACCAUACAUUAUUACUCCAUUAUCAGAUUUAAAUGGCAGGAUGAAUCUGCCAUCUAGUUUUUGGAGCCGGGGCAUAAGGAUGACCCCAAAGUAUGAUGUGGCUCAAGCAGCAGAAAGGAUUAUGGAGGAAUCGGAUUCAGAAUCCGAAAUCCCAAAGUAUCCUAGUCUUGAAGCAACCAAGCCUGGUGAAAAGCCUAGGGUUGUGGUACUUGGGUCUGGUUGGGCGGCUUGUAGGUUUCUGAAAAGCCUGGACACAAAACUAUACGAUGUUGUUUGCAUAUCUCCUAGGAAUCACAUGGUGUUCACUCCUUUACUUGCUUCAACUUGUGUGGGGACUUUGGAAUUUCGAUCAGUGGUUGAGCCCGUGGUUGGGAUACAAACUGCUUUGGCGAACGAUCCAAACUCAUAUUUUUAUCUUGCAACCUGCAGUGGCAUUGAUACUGAUAAACAUGAACUGUUCUGCGAGAGUGUUGGCGAUGUUGAGGUGUGUGAUGAUAAUAAGCCUUAUCGGUUCAAAGUUGCUUACGACAAACUUGUGAUUGCGGCUGGAUCUGAGCCGUUGACGUUUGGCAUAAAAGGAGUGAAGGAGCACGCUUUUUUUCUAAGGGAAGUGCAUCAUGCUCAAGAGAUUCGGAAGAAGCUUCUCUUAAACCUUAUGCUCUCUCAAAAUCCAGGUAUAUCGGAAGAAGAAAAGGAGCGGAUGCUACAUUGCGUUGUUAUUGGAGGUGGUCCAACAGGGGUGGAAUUUAGCGGGGAAUUGAGCGAUUUUAUCAUGAGAGAUGUUAAAUAUCGAUAUUCUCAUGUUAAAAAUUAUAUCCAUGUCACAUUAAUUGAGGCAAAUGAGAUCCUGUCUUCCUUUGAUGUUCGGCUACGUCAAUAUGCCAUAAAACACUUAAACAAGUGUGGUGUAAGACUUGUGCGAGAGACAGUGAAAGAAGUGCAAGCUGGAAAACUGAUACUUAGUGAUGGAAGUGAAGUUCCAUAUGGUUUAUUGGUUUGGUCCACUGGUGUUGGUCCUUCUGAUUUUGUCAAAUCUCUAGAUGUCCCCAAAUCUCAAGGUGGAAGGAUUGGGAUUGAUGAAUGGUUACGAGUUCCUUCAGUUGAGGACGUGUUUGCAAUUGGGGAUUGUGCAGGCUUCCUCCAAGAAUCUGGGAAGCCCGUUCUUCCUGCUCUGGCACAGGUGGCGGAGAGGGAAGGAAAAUACCUUGUGGAGUUGUUUAACAAGAUGGGGAAGCAAAACGUGGGAUGGGGAAAAGCUUUGAGUGCAAAUAAUAACAUUCCCUUAACGGGAGAGCAGCCUUUUGUGUAUAAGCAUUUGGGAAGCAUGGCAUCUGUUGGCCGUUACAAGGCACUAGUGGAUCUUCGACAAUCCAAGGAUGACAAGGGUGUAUCGAUGGCGGGGUUCUUGAGCUGGUUUAUAUGGCGAUCGGCCUACUUGACGCGUGUGGUCAGUUGGAGGAAUCGGUUUUAUGUAGCUGUUAAUUGGGCAACCACACUUGUCUUUGGCCGAGAUAAUUCAAGGAUAGGAUAAUUAAUUAAUACAUAUAUAUAUAUCUAU